UUUCUUGGUUCCUUCCUCAACUUCUAAUUUUAUGAUUCCUUUUGAUUAGAAUCUGUCUUUUUCUCCAGUUUAAAUACUUUACCUCUGUAUGCAAUACCUUUCACAGAGGCAAAAUUCAGUUGAAGAUUGUCUUAUAGUUUUGACAUACACACAGCUUGGCUAGCAAUGGCUUCCACAAGCGCUCAAAUGGCGUCUGAUUCUUCUCCUUCCAACCUUGGUUGGACUCAUGACGUGUUCUUGAGUUUUAGAGGGGAAGACACCCGUUACAAUUUCACUGAUCACUUAUAUAAUGCUUUGGUUAGAAAAGGCAUUAUAACUUUCAGAGAUGACCAACUUCCGAGAGGAGAAAAAAUUGCGCCAGAGCUUCUAAAUGCUAUUGAAAAAUCAAGAUCUUCCAUUGUUGUUUUCUCAAAAACUUAUGCUGAUUCAAGAUGGUGCCUAGACGAGCUUGCAAAGAUUAUGGAGUGCAGCCGGAAAUAUGGGCAAAUAGUGUUGCCAAUUUUCUACCAUGUGGAUCCAUCGGACGUACGUAAACAAACAGGGAGGUUUGGAGAAGCAUUCACCAAGUAUGAAGAAAAUUGGAAGAACAAGGUACAAAGUUGGAGGGAGGCCUUGACUGAAGCAAGCAAUAUUUCUGGAUGGGAUAUUGUAAACAAGGGGUAUGAAUCGGAGCAUAUCAACAAUAUUACUACCACCAUCGCCAAUAGAAUAUUGAAUCGUAAACUCUUGUUUGUUGGGGAUAAUUUAGUUGGAAUGGAUUCCCAUUUUAGAAAAAUAAGUUUGAGAUUGAGUAUGGAGUCAAAUGAUGUUCGCAUGGUUGGGAUAUGUGGAAUUGGCGGAAUAGGUAAAACAACCAUUGCUGGAUAUAUAUAUAAUCAAAUUUCUUGGAGAUUUGAAUGUAUUAGCUUCCUUGAUAAAGCCAAAGUGGUUUACAAAAAUGAAGGUCUACUUCAUUUACAAAAUCAACUUCUCAAUGAUAUCCUAGGGGAUGGAAAUCAAAAGAUAAGCAAUAUUUACCGAGGAGUCGAAGUGAUAAAAAAUAGUCUUUACUUUCGAAAGGCUCUUAUUGUUUUUGAUGAUGUUGAUAUUGAUGAUAUAGACCAAUUAGAAUUUUUAGUUGGAAAUCAUACUUGGUAUGGUAAAGGAAGUAGAAUCAUCAUCACAACUAGAGAUAAACAAUGCCUAACUAAGCUUAAUGUGGAUUACCUAUAUGAGGUUGAAAGACUAGAAUCCAAUGAAGCACUUGAACUCUUUAGUCAACAUGCCUUUCGUUCAAAUCUUCCAAAAGAGGGUUUUGAAAAUCUCUUAGAUCAUGUGAUAGGUUAUUGUGAUGGUCUUCCAUUAGCUUUGAAUGUUUUGGGUUCUCUUUUAUGUAACAAGACAAAACGGGAAUGGGAAAGUGCACUGCACAAAUUGGAAAAAGAACCUGUAGAGAGAAUUCAAAAUGUGCUUAAAAUAAGCUUUGAUGGAUUAGACACUACACAACAGAUGAUACUCCUUGACAUUGCUUGUUUUUUUCAAGGUGAAGAUAAAGACUUUGCUUCAAAAAUAUGGGACGGUUAUGAGUUGUAUGGUGAAAUAAAUAUAAGAGUUCUAACAGAGAAAUGUCUUAUAACUAUCUCAAACAAUAAGCUACAUAUGCAUGGUUUGAUCGAGAAAAUGUGCAAGAAAAUUGUUCGAGAACAACAUCCCAAUGACCCUAGAAAAUGGAGCAGAUUAUGGACUCGGGAGGAUAUCUAUCGUGCGUUUGUAAGUGAAAAGGGGAUGAAAAAUGUUGAAACCAUUUCUCUAGAAUUGUCUAGAUCAAAAGAAAAAUGGUUCACUACAAAAAUAUUUGCCCAGAUGAAGAAAGUGUUUGCCAAGAUGAAAAAACUUAGGUUGCUCAAGGUCUAUUAUAGCCAUGGUGUUGAGUGUAAAACGCGUCUUCCUAAAGGCUUUGAAUUUCCUCCUAAUUUAAACUAUCUUCACUGGGAAGGUUUAGUGUCUUCGCCUUCAAAUUUUCAUGGAGAGAAACUUGUUGCGAUCAGCUUGAAGAAUAGCAACAUAAAAGAACUUUUGAUAGGGGAGAAGUGUCUUGCAGAAUUGAAGUUCAUUGAUCUAAGUAACUCACGACAGCUCAUCAAAAUACCAAAAUUGUCAAGGAUGCCAGAAUUGGAGAUACUUAAUCUUGGAGGUUGUGUAAACUUUUGCAAACUUCAUUCAUCUAUUGGCAAAUUUUUUGAGAUGAAAAUUUUGAGGGUGCUUAAUUUUAGUGAGAGUGGAAUUAGAGAACUCCCAUGCAGCAUUGGGUCCUUGAUAUCUCUUGAUCUCUCAAAGUGUUCAAAGUUUGAGAAAUUCCCUGAUAAUUUCUUUGUGAAUAUGAGACAUUUAAAGUGGCUUCGGUUAUCUCAUAGUGGUAUUAAAGAACUCCCAACCAGCAUUGAGUGCUUAGAGGCUCUUGUAGUGCUGUGGCUUGAUAAUUGCUCAAAUUUUGAGAAGUUCCCUGAGAUCCAAAAGAAUAUGGAAAAUCUGUAUGGGCUUGUUCUAUCUGAUACUCCUAUUAAAGAAUUAUCUUGCUGGAUGGGUCAUUUUCCCAGACUUAGAUGGUUACCUUUGAUAGGAAGCAAAAACUUGAGGAGUGUUCCAAGCAGCAUUUUACAGUUGAAAUCCCUGCGCCGCUGCAAUCUCGAUGGUUGUUCAAAUCUAGAGAUUUUUUCGGAGAUCAUGGAGGAUAUGGAACAUUCAAAAGGCCUUUCUUUACGUGAAUCAGCUAUACGUAUGGCAACGUUGGACUUGAGCAAUUGUGAGAACCUUGAGACUCUUCCAAACAGCAUUGGUAUGACGUGUGUUAGUGAACUUACUGUUCGUAACUGUCCAAAGCUCCACAAAUUGCCCGACAGUCUGAGAAGCAUGCAGUUAAAAGUACUAGAUAUAAGGGGUUGCAAUCUGAUGGCAGGAGCAAUCCCCGAUGAUUUAUGGUGCUUGUUCUCAUUGGAAUCGUUAAAUGUGAGUAGAAUCAAUAUUGAUUGCAUACCUGGUGGCAUCAUUCAUCUUUCUCGGUUGCAUAUCCUUGAGAUGCAUCACUGCUUGAUGCUUAAAGAAAUUCCAAAGCUUCCAUCAAGUCUAAGAUGGAUAGAAGCACAGGGUUGUCCACUCCUGGAAACUUUAUCAAGUGAUGCAAAGCAUCCACUCUGGUCCUCUCUUCACAACUGCUUAAAAUCACACAUUCAGGAUUAUUUUGAAUGCCCACCAUACUGGAAGUACUACGGUGAAACUAGAGUUGUUAUUCCAGGAAGUAGAGGAAUACCAGAGUGGAUAAGUCAUAAGAGUAUGGGAGAUGAAAUAACAAUAGAUCUCCCAAAGAAUUGGUAUGAAGAUAACAACUUCUUGGGAUUUGCUUUAUUCUCUCAUUAUGCUCCAGUUGAUGAUGAUAUAUUCAAGGCAGCAAAUAUUCGUAUUGCAUCUGAUAGUCUUCGAUUGUUGAUAUCCGAUGGUGAUCAAUUUGGACACGUGGAGAAAAUAAUGUCUCGUAUGAUUUUUAGUACAUUAUUUCCAAAUCCAGCAUUGAGGGUGGUCUAUUUCCCUCAGAGUGCCAUUUCAAGUGAGUAUCGAUCUAAUAGGUGGAACAAGUUUAAGACUAGAUUUUCGGCCCUUCCCAAUGAAGCUUUCAAAGUGAAAAGUUGUGGGAUCCAUCUCAUAUAUGACCAUGGCCAAGAUCACCCUCAAUAGAGCCUUCAACUAUUCAAUGUCAAAAGAAGCCAUGAUGAUACAGAGGAUCACCCACAUGUCUAGUUUCCAGCUCCCUCCGCCAAGGCUUUCAGCGGAGCGUUCCUCUCUCUCCCAUCAACUUUGGUUUCGGUCUCUCUUCUCAUCGUUGACGAAUCACAAACCUCGCCGGCGCAAUGGGCAAUGAAAUAUUCCUGUUGCCGAAAACGCUGAUCGGUCGGAGAUUAAAGCCCUAGAUCAACCAGAAUCUCACUGAAGAACCCUACAGAAAAAAGAGCAUCCUUGAGACUUCGAAAACAAGUUCGAGAAGACAUUUUGUUUAGAUGUUCUUCCUUAGCUUGAUUGAGCACACGCUGCAAUUGCGGCCUCAUCUUCUGGACCUUCCCCUCAAUGAAGCCGUCAAAAGAGAGUUUGAAAGUCUCUUCUUAGACAAGCCAAAAUUGAUGAUUUUGAGCGGAUUCGCCCACAAGAACUGAAUGAACAAAAUAUAGAAGCCUUAGUUGCUGAGAAUAAUCUGAGUAAAAUUGCUCAUGAUUCAAGAUUUAAUUCUUAAAGUUGGAGAGUGCUUGGAGGCAAG
Molecule: messenger RNA, 4282 nt
Organism: Vitis riparia (riverbank grape)
Lineage: Eukaryota; Viridiplantae; Streptophyta; Magnoliopsida; Vitales; Vitaceae
Product: disease resistance protein RPV1-like
Exons: 9
Coding region: 166-3708 (1180 amino acids)
Biological process (GO): defense response; signal transduction
Molecular function (GO): ADP binding
Source: RefSeq, a predicted model, not a curated record